Musca domestica (house fly) is the source of this 1813-nucleotide messenger RNA. Its product is annotated as FGGY carbohydrate kinase domain-containing protein. Gene Ontology annotation, biological process: carbohydrate metabolic process. The coding region runs from base 140 to 1768 and encodes 542 amino acids. The record is from RefSeq and is a predicted model, not a curated record. Gene Ontology annotation, molecular function: kinase activity; phosphotransferase activity, alcohol group as acceptor. The transcript has 5 exons. Lineage: Eukaryota; Metazoa; Arthropoda; Insecta; Diptera; Muscidae.
AUUAAUUGUUUCAGCCCAAGUUUAAAUUGCAUUUGCAAGCAAAGGUGAUACGAUUCUCGAACGGGCGAUCAGUUUACGAAAACCAUUUGGCAUUGAUUGUCAAGUAUUCAAAAGUACGCGCACGCUAAACCAUAACAACAUGCCGAAAAUUUAUUUUGUUGGAGUCGAUGUUGGCACGUCAUCAGCUCGAGCUGCACUGAUAACAUCUGAUGGCAAAGUUAUAAAGCAAGCUGCACGAAAUAUACGCAUUUGGAAUCCAGAACAUGAACAUUUUGAGCAAUCGUCCGAUGAUAUAUGGAAUGCUGUGUGCUAUUGUGUUAAGAACGUUACCAGCGACGUUGCCAAAGAAGAGGUGGUAUCGAUUUCAUUUGAUGCCACGUGUUCUCUGGUGAUUUUAGGAGAAAAUGGCGAACCUCUCUCCGCCAGUAAAACUCUAAAUCCUGAACAGAACGUUAUUUUAUGGAUGGACCAUAGAGCCCACAAAGAAGCUGAUCAUAUUAAUGCUACAAAACAUGAUAUAUUGAAAUAUGUUGGCGGUCAAGUAUCCGUAGAAAUGGAAUUACCUAAAUUAUUAUGGCUUAAAAAUAAUUGUUAUCUAUCGACAUGGUCGAAAAUAUGGAGGGCAUUUGAUUUGCCUGACUUUUUAACAUGGCGUAGUACAGGUUGCGAUACAAGAUCACUAUGUUCAGUUGUCUGUAAAUGGAAUUAUGAUGCCGAGAAUAUGCAGUGGAAUCGAGAUUUUUUCCAACAAAUCGGCCUGGAUGAUCUACUAAAUAAUGAUGCUGAAAUAAUUGGUAGCAUUGUUAAAGAGCCCGGAACUCCAGUUGGAAAUGGCUUGAGUGAAAAAGCUGCGAAGGAAUUGAAUCUAUUGCCGGGUACUGUGGUGGGUACAUCACUUAUAGAUGCACAUGCUGGCGCUUUGGGAAUGUUCGGUUGCCGUUCGAAAGAAUACAAUUGUGAGUUGCAGGGUAAAUUGGCAUUGAUUUGUGGCACAUCUACGUGUCAUAUGAGUUUAACGAGAGAUCCGUGCUUGGCCAGGGGCAUUUGGGGACCCUACCGUAGUGCUAUCAUAGCGGAUUAUUAUUUGAACGAAGGCGGUCAGAGUGCAGCUGGUUUACUAUUGGAUCAUGUCAUCAAAACCCAUCCUCAAUAUAUGCACAUAAAAAUGAAAUUGAGCGAAAAUGAACACAUAUACACUUAUCUCAAUCGCAGAUUGAAACAGAUUGCAAAGGAAAAGGGAUUGGAUGAUCCAUGUUAUCUAACAAAAGACAUUCAUGUUUGGCCAGAUUUUCGUGGCAAUCGUUCACCUAUAGCAGAUCCAAAUUUAAGAGGAAUGAUUACAGGCCUCAACAUGAAUGUGGAUGAAGAUGCCCUAGCCAUUUUAUACUUAGCUUUUGUGCAAGCCUUGGCCUAUGGUACCCGGCAUAUUAUUGACAAUCUACUCAAGCAUAAUCGUGUCCCCUUUCAAACCCUAUUGUUUUGCGGCGGACUAGCCAAGAAUGCGCUGUAUGUUCAAAAUCAUGCAGAUAUUUGCCAACUGCCAGCACUUAUACCAGAUGAACAGGAAAUGGUUUUGGUCGGAUCAGCAAUGUUGGGUGCUUGUGCUGCCAAUGUGUAUGACGGAUUAGAAGCAGCAUCUGCCGCUAUGGGCGGAAAUGGCAAAAUGUUAAUUCCCCAAUUUUCGACCAAAGAAUAUCACGAGCGUAAAUACCAUGUAUUUUUAGAAAUGUUAAACGACCAACGGAAAUACAGAGAUCUUAUGAUGUGAUUGCGGGCUCGAAAUGAAUUUAUUUUGCAUUUAUUCGGUUUUUUU